UGAACUUGCUUGUUUCGGUGGGAAAUUGGGUGGUGCCUGCUGGACGGUGCUGGGACCGUCCUGCCCUACAACCCAACAACAACAACAACACUCAUGGACCUCCUCGCUUCACUUUCAUCUUUUUUAACCAAACUGGCGGCUUUUUUCACACUCCGAAUGAGUGAAACAACAGAGCAAAUAACUUUCGGCAUCGUAUUAGCCUUGGCAGUUAUAGUUAUUGUCAAGCUUACCAACAGACGACACCACUACAACUUGCAUGCUAGAGAUGUGAUGAAAGGCCAUCGGUGGUGUGUCACUCGCAUGUUUUCUAGGCCAUGCUUCUGCAACAUAUGUCAGAAACUGAUAAUGGUUAGUGAUGGGGCUUUCUGUGACUCGUGUGGAGUGUGUGCCAACUCUCCAGAGUGCAUUGUUGCAGCUGACAAGACAUUGCCAUGCAAACUCAUCACUACCAAGAGCCUUACGCACAAGCAUCACUGGAUUCAAGGUAACCUUCCACUUAAUGCAAGCUGUGAAGUAUGCGAGAGAGAUUGUGGAACUGAGCCCAAGUUGAACGACUGGUGGUGUUGUUGGUGUCACCGGUCAGCCCAUGACAUCUGCGUCAGUAGCAUGGAAGAGGUGUGUGAUUUGGGAGAGCUGAAGGAGUGCAUUGUGCCACCAAACUGUGUUCGGUUAAAAUUAUCAAGAAUGAGAAAGCGUUUGCUGUUUAAGGAAGUUUUGCAACCAGAGAUUCAGAACUGGAGUCCAGUGAUUGUUAUUGGAAACAGAAAAUCAGGCAGCAAUGAGGCCGAGAGUGUCUUGUCAUCAUUUCGAAAUGUCCUGAAUCCUGCGCAAGUCAGUGAUCUGGCAGACCAUCCUCCUGAGGAAGCUUUAGAAUGGUGCCGCCUGCUUCCUUCAAACGUUGAAUGUAGGGUAGUUGUUGCUGGAGGAGAUGGCACAGUGGGAUGGAUAUUUAAUGUUAUUCACAAGAUGAAUUUGGUGGUAAGUUUAAUCUUGAAUCAGGCAAUGAUCUUUCCCUGUACUUGGCUUUGUGAAGGUCACAUAAAUAUGUUGGAUUAUAGUAGACUAUCGCAGGAAGUAGGCCUCGCAGAACCAGCCAAACUGACUGAAUGUUCGCUUAUACAAAAUGAAACUCGACGCCCAAGUGCCAUUUAUAUAUGUAACCGCUUGAUCAAUAAAUUGAUCUACUUCACAUUCGGGACUAAGGAUAUUUUUGAGCAUGAAUGUAAAGACUUGGACAAGAAGUUGGAGCUCUAUAUGGACAACCAGAAAGUGCAACUACAUCUCGAGGCUGUCGUGGUUCUCAACAUCGCAAGCUGGGGUGCUGGAGUAAGGCCCUGGACAAUGGGGGUUGGAGGAGCUGAUGCACCCAAGCAAGACUUUAGCGAUGGACUCUUAGAAGUAUUUUGUCUUGUGUCGUCGUUUCAUAUUGCGCAGUUACAACUUGGUAUAAGUGAACCCAUCAGACUUGGCCAAUGUUCAUCUUUAAAGCUGUGCCUGAAAGGAAUGGCUCCAAUGCAGAUUGAUGGUGAGCCUUGGGAGCAGUACCCAGGUACCAUUGUGGUCUCACACAGUCAUCAAGCCUCAGUCCUUCUCAGAGAUUAGUUCUCCUUACUGGCCACAUGUUGCUAUUAUAAAGGUUUCAUGUAUACAUUAUGCAAGUCAUGUAAUACUUCACUGCAGUUUUUACACUAUAAUAGUAGAUUAUUUUAUAUUCUUUGUUAUAUUCAUCUCUUAAAAAGGCUUUUUAGUUGACGUGUAAUGUAAGCAUGAUGAUAUGUACAACAGUUGGUUAGAUCAUGUAUUAUUUUGAUGAUACUCAAGACCGUUGCUAGUCAAGAGACAUUAGUCUACAUGCAAAACAUUUGACUUUGACUUGGUCACCAGUCAAGAUGCACUAUUCUCUAUAUCCUCUAAACAUUUCCCUUUCUUGAGAGAAAUGAGAAUCUCUUGUAGAAUCCUCCUCAGAAAAUUUAAACUGUUUCCACAUAUAAAAAUCUGAAGAAAUACUUCAAACAUUUGCUUGUUUUUACAUGGUAGUUGGCUAUCACGUAGGUCACUGUCACUACAUAGCACUGAGAACCAUGAAUGUGUGCAAAGUAUAUACAAAUGAGAAAAAUAGCAAAAGAAACAAAAAAAGAAAAAACAAGGAAGUAGAGCUCCAGUUCUUUGCAUUAGGAGCUUUUGAUGGGUCCAUUAGCUACAAAUAGAUACAUGUAUGUACUUACACUCACACUGCACCACCUGUCGUCUCCACAUUUUCUCCACCUUCACAUAGCUCCUGCAGUUAUUAUAGUUUUCUCAAUCUUUAACUUUCUUCAUUUCACCUCCUUAGUUCUGUUGAUUCUUAUUUUUUCCAACUCCUUUCUUAUAUAUGCUUGUUGGGCAGUCCUGCUUUGCACACAUUAUUGUUUCUUAGUGAAAAUUCUUGGCAAUGGCUUCACAAAUAUGAGAGUAACAGGGAGAAAUCUUUGGCAAACAUUUAGAGUAUAAUUUUAAGGGUCUUCAGUGCUUGAAGGCAUUGGAAAUAGUAUAUUUAGAAGAUAAUAUUAUGCAAGAAAACUUACUUUUAACAGAGCUCUCACAGAAGUCAAAUCACCAAAGAUGCAUAGGAAGUAUUUAUAGUAUUUAUUAUUAGAGAGAAAAACUAUUGACCAUGAAUUUUGUAUUACUGUAUAUAUUUUAUAAAGAUAAGGGAACUGUAGACUAUUUUGUAUGAAUACAUUUUAUUUUAGAUAUUGUAUAUUAUUUUUUUUUAUUUCAUAAAUAGCUUGGAUAAUAACAUUUCACCCAACAUUGGGCUUUUUCAAAUAGUACUGUACUUGAAAAAGUCUAAUGUUGGGUGGAGCUUGGAUAAUGUUUCUCAGUAGUUUCUCAUUACACCAGAAACAAUUAUAUCAUUAGUUUUGUCAAAUAUUGCUUAAAAUCAUUCACUUUCUUGUAGGAAGAAAUUCUUUGUUUAUUGUAAAGUAGGUUAAUCAAGUGUCAGGUUCCUAAGAUUCUUAUAUCAGUAUUUAUAAUGUAUAUAGUAGCUCUGAUAUAAAAUUUAGUUAGUUUCAUGCCAAUAUUAAUAAACAAAUAUUUUUUUCAUACACAUUCCUGGUUGUUUUAUAAUAUUAUACAGUGUAGUUAUUAUGAAUAGGACUUAAGAAAAAAUCAGUAUUUUUAAUGUAAGCAAAAAUCAUUGUAUUAAAUGGAUUAACUUAAUGGUGAUGUGAGGUG
Cherax quadricarinatus is the source of this 3219-nucleotide messenger RNA. The record is from RefSeq and is a predicted model, not a curated record. NCBI's taxonomy places the organism in Eukaryota, Metazoa, Arthropoda, Malacostraca, Decapoda, Parastacidae.